UACUGGCGCUGAACCGAGAGCGGGAACGGCGCACGUGGUCACGGCGACACUGUACAACCCAGGGGGAAUUAACUCUACCGUAACACUCAACGAGAGAGAACGAAUACACACAAAUACCAUGAAAGUCACGUUAUCCAGAGCGGUGGUAAAUCCAUAUGCUGUGGACUGUAUGGUGGUAGAAGUCAAGGACACCAAGUAUGAGGACUAUCGCAAAGACCCCUCACUUCCGGAAAACUGUUACCGUGGUAAAUGCAGUCACGAACACGUUGACAUCUGGUGUCCCAAACAGAUCUCGAUAGCUGUGGUAGAAACCGACUUUUCUAAUAUGAGACUACUAAACUUUACGUACGACGACUGGCUGGAGCCCGGGACACGCACACGAUGGACGAAAGGUUCUGGCUCUUGUAACGAAACAAUCGACUGUAGGCAGGUGACAGUUCACGGCCAGUGCAGUGGAAACACGUACCGGAGGCUUAUCUGCCCCUGGCGCUGCUACCAUUGCCCAGAUGUCCCUGAAAUCCCCAUACUGACAAUAGAAGAAACAAUACCGGCGCCACCUGUCACUGAUGCACCAUUUAAUAACACACUAAUGGAAAACCUCACAACUAGUGCCGCGGAAACAGUCCGGAUACCAUUUAAAAAACUUACUGGGGAAGCGCACAUAACAGCCAUAGUCUGCAUUGGGUCCGUCUUGUUGGGGUGCACCCUAGCGGGCGGGCUAAUGUGGAUAUGUUUAAGCAGAGAGCGCAAGCGCGAUGAAUUGGCGAAAUCUGUUUCUGUGGAAAGAUCCUCAGCAGUCACAACUGUCCUUACCCCACGUGAUCAAGCAUGUUUUGCGGCGUUCGAUAUUGGGAACAGUUCUCAGAACGAUGACAGCGUCUCUUGUGAGACAGUCAACGAUCCUCAGGGUGAUCGCAUUUCGGGAAAGGGAGCUGGCGACGUCGAAACUGGGGCUGUCAUUGCAGACGACGAACAAGACAGGCCGGUGCCGGAUCCCAAGAUGAGCCCUAAUGGUUCAAGUGGCGAAAAUUCCUACGCCUCUUUGUUUGUAAUAACGGAUGGCCUGAUAACACAGCGGCGCUGCGAAUCAGCGAAUUCUGGAUCUGCGGAACAACCGUCGACCAUGGAAUCAGCGUUCAGUCCCUAUGAAGAGGCGUGUUUUGCUGGGUCUGGUAUCGAAAACGGUGCCAAAAUCGCCAACGACGUCCAUCGGGACGCAUUUGACGAUGCUCGGAAUUGUUGUGCUUUUAGAGAGGAGCGACCUCAGUCGGAGCCGGAACCUGACAAUGAGGCUAACGUGGCAGACGACGACCAAGACAGACCCGUUCCAGAUCCCAAGAUGAGCCCUAGUGGAUCAAGUGACGAAAAUUUCUACGCCUGUUUGUCUGUGAUAACGGACGGCCUUAUAACACAGCGGCACUGCGAAUCAGCGAAUUCCGGAUCUGAGAAACAACCGUCGACAGCAAUGAGACCUGGUGAGGACUGUUUUGAAAACGGCCCCCAAAUCACCGACGAGAUCCAACAGGAGACAUUUGGCGGUUCUCAAGGUUACUGUGCUUUGGGAGAAAAGCGAUCUCUGUCAGAACCGGAAACCGCCGAAGACAUCGACAAUAAGGCUGACGUCAUAGACGACGACCAAGACAGGCCCGUGCCGGAGCGCAAGCUAAGUUCUAGUGGUUCAAGUGGCGAAAGUCCUUACGCUUGUUUCUCAAUAAUACCAGACGGCAUUCAAACUCCACCGUCAUAA
Lingula anatina is the source of this 1747-nucleotide messenger RNA. RefSeq lists its product as uncharacterized. The record is from RefSeq and is a predicted model, not a curated record. NCBI's taxonomy places the organism in Eukaryota, Metazoa, Brachiopoda, Lingulata, Lingulida, Lingulidae.